GGGAAGUUUAAAAGUUACCACAAAAUGGCGAUGUCGGCGGGGGUGAAAGGAGAAAAGGUGAAAGAAGAUUUUGAUGAUUUGCUAACUUGUACAAUCUGUUUGGAGACAUUCAAAGAACCUAAGUAUCUGCCGUGUCUGCAUACGUUUUGUAAGUCGUGUAUUAAUACAUAUAUUGGUUCAACCGUGAAAUGGAAUAAUCCGAAUGAAUUCAAAUGUCCCGUAUGUCGUCGAUCUGUUCCAAUUGAUGAAAAUGAUGAGAAGCCUGACACUUGGGCAGAUAAUUCACCCGGGAACCAUUUUAUCGUAUCACUUAUAUAUAAGAGGGAAUUACAGAAACCUGAUAAGCUAUGUGAUACUUGUGACCAGGACAAACAGAAAGCUAUAUCCUUCUGUACUGUUUGCGAAGAGGCAUACUGUGAAUCGUGCAGAAAGGGCCACAGAAUUUACAAAAUAUCGAAAAGUCAUAAGAUAAUACCAAUCACAGAUAUCAAUGCAGACACUUCCAUGUCCGGUCUAUAUGCGUGUGUCACAUGUAAAGAACAUCCCGACAAGACGAUAGAAGUUUACUGUCAGGAUCAUUCCAAACCUUGUUGUACAGUUUGUGCCACUGUCAACCACAGAAAAUGUGAACAAGUUGUCACUAUUGAUAAAGCGGUGAUUGGGAUAAAAGAAUCCGACAAAGCAACAAACUUGAUGACAAAGUUAACAGAAACAAGUCACACAUUAGAAGAAGUUCUACAGAACCAAAAAACCAAUAAAGAAAACUUUAAAAAUGGCAUAGAAACCGUUCUAGAAGAAAUCACGAAAUUGCGAGAAAACCUUUGUAAACAUUUAAAUGAACUGGAGGAAAAACUGAAGAAAGAGGCCAACAGUAACAGAAAAGAAAAAAUAAUUAAGCUUGACGACGAAACAACAGAUUUGUCCAGCCUAAAGAAUACAGUUGAUAACUGGAAGAAAAUAUUCGAAGCUUGUAUAUCUCAAGGAUCAGAAAUACAAUGCCUGGUCAUGAUGGACGAGAUUUUAAACAACCUUCCUAAAACUGGAGAAGACAUUUCUAAACUUCUACGUGAAAUGAAAACUAUAUCGAUAAAGUUUGAACAUAAAGAUGUUAUUUCAGACAUCGUAUCUCUCGGCCGUUUGAUUUUUAAUGAGUACCGGCCUUCUAUUCCCGGAAUGAAGAUAGCAAAUUACCAUACAGGAAAAAUCAGAAAAGUGUUCACAAUUGAUGAUACAAUGCAUGCUGUUAGCGGGAUAUUCUUUAAUAAUGAUAUUAUUUUAACCCAUUAUUGCCAAUAUAAGAUCGUGUACUACGACAACAAAGGGCAAGAACAGGAACAGUUAGAUAUUCCUCACAUUUUAACAGACAUAGCUAAAGUGAAUGAUCAAACAGUCGCCGUGUCUUCACAUCAACAGAAGAUAGUGGUUAUCAAUGUUAAACCGUUGACUAUAUUAAAGACGUUAAAUAUUAGCAAUCCUGUGUGGGGUAUUUCGUUCUGUGAAAACGAAUUUGUUACUACUUAUGAUAAAACAAUAUCUUGGUUAAACGCUGAAAAUGGUACAGUAGUUAGAAGUAAACAAACACAAGUAAACGGUAGAUAUGUUUAUUGUUACCAGAAAAAUGAGUACAUCCUCUGGGAUAGUGGGCAUUCGAUUAAAAGGGAGAGCAAUCAGGGAAAUAGCUUUACGUAUAACAAUAGUCUAUUAAAAGGCCCGUUUUUCCAGGACGUUGAUAGCGACGGAAACAUUUAUAUCAUCGGAAACGAGUCCAAAAACAUUCAUCAGUUGACAUCUACUGGACAACUGGUACGAAUCAUUCCCUUAACAGAUAUAGACAAUACCAUCACGGGCCAUCCUUGGGUUAUACGGUUCAAGCCAAACAGUAACAGAUUUAUACUAACAUUUUUUACAGGCUCUAACCAAGUCCUUGUGUGUGAAAUUGGUGAGGAUCAUUAAGAAGUGGGAUGAUUCAAAAACUGACAUGCAAAGGGGAUAUAGGGCGCUGGCAGUGAAUAUGAACUGUUAUCCUUGAAUAUUCUGAAUGAAUGACAUAUGUCAAGGAUAAAUCAAUAUUGUAAUUAAUUGGUGUAUUAUUUGUUAAUGUAAGUAUCUAAAUCAUAAUUGUAACCCAAAUGUAUUGGAAAAUAGCGAUUUGAU
Mytilus californianus (California mussel) is the source of this 2154-nucleotide messenger RNA. Its product is annotated as transcription intermediary factor 1-alpha-like. Lineage: Eukaryota; Metazoa; Mollusca; Bivalvia; Mytilida; Mytilidae. Gene Ontology annotation, cellular component: nucleoplasm; chromatin. Gene Ontology annotation, molecular function: protein binding; zinc ion binding; ubiquitin-protein transferase activity. The record is from RefSeq and is a predicted model, not a curated record. The transcript has a single exon. Bases 25 to 1953 code for a protein of 642 amino acids. Gene Ontology annotation, biological process: positive regulation of DNA-templated transcription.